Entrophospora sp. SA101 is the source of this 726-nucleotide messenger RNA. The record is from the annotation of a GenBank genome assembly. Lineage: Eukaryota; Fungi; Glomeromycota; Glomeromycetes; Entrophosporales; Entrophosporaceae.
AUGGACAUUGUACUUAUUAACUGCAAGAUAAAUAUUGAAGAAAUUUGGAAUAACGCAAUGAAUCGUUUAAAAAUUAAUAAUAUUGAAGUGCAAUCUAUGGAAGCAAGAAUAAUUGGCCUUACUGAAUCUAUAGACUGGAAACUUAUACUUAAAACUCCUGAUCGUUAUAAUUUAAUUAAAAAAACUAGACCAAAUUUUUUAAAGGAACAAUUAAUUGAAGAUUUGAUGAAAUGGAAAGUGAAGCUUGAUCAAGUCAAAAAUGAUACAGAUGCUAUUUUGGCCAGUAAAAUUACUAAUUUUUUGUUGGAAAAAGGAUGUACAGCAGUUACUACAAGAAAAAGAAGAUAUAUAAGCCCAGAAUAUACUAAAUUAACCAAUGAUGAUAAAGAGAUUGAUUUAAUUAUUGAAGUAAGAAGUUAUGGUAUUGAAAUUCUACCAUUAGAAGUUGGUAUAAAUAAAAAUUUGACAGAUACAAAUAGUGACUACAACCAGCUAAAAAUUGUUCUAAAGGACUGUAUGGAUGCAUUUAUUGAUAAAAUGAACAUUUCUAAAAGAUCUCUUACCAAGUUAAUGACAUUAGGGAUUCAAAUAUCAGAUAGAUCAGAUAAACCAGAUACAGCAAUAAAACUAUCAGACAAUAUGCAAAUAGAAGAAAUUUUUUUAAAUCAAGAAGAGACUAAAGAGGUUAAAGGGGGGAAAAAUGGUAAGAAGGAAGAUUUGGGUUAA